Molecule: messenger RNA, 654 nt
Organism: Macrosteles quadrilineatus (aster leafhopper)
Lineage: Eukaryota; Metazoa; Arthropoda; Insecta; Hemiptera; Cicadellidae
Product: dual-specificity RNA pseudouridine synthase RluA-like
Exons: 1
Coding region: 1-654 (217 amino acids)
Biological process (GO): pseudouridine synthesis
Molecular function (GO): pseudouridine synthase activity; RNA binding
Source: RefSeq, a predicted model, not a curated record
AUGGUGUACAUUCCUCCUGAACCCUGGCUAAACAUAUUCUACGAAGAUGACUACAUGAUAGUAGUUAACAAACCUUGUGGUCUGCUCUCAGUUCCGGGUCGAGGGAACACACCUGAUAAGACAGAUAGCGUUUUGACCCGUGUGCGGAAAAAUCACCCGGCAGCAGAAUCUGCUCAUAGACUUGAUCUAGCCACGAGUGGAGUACUCACUGUAGCUCUAACAAAGGAAGUUGAAAUUAAAUUGAAAGAUCAAUUUCGAAGGAGAAGAACCUACAAGUUCUACAUCGCAAAAGUCUGGGGUCAUCCUACUGAAGACGAAGGGGAAAUCUAUCUUCCGAUCGUUAAGGAUUGGCCCAACAGACCUCGUAGCAAGGUUUGUUACGAGACUGGUAAGCCGUCAAUGACGUGCUACAAAGUGUUGGAGCGUUAUGAAGACUCUACUUCUCGUCUUCUCUUGACACCAGUGACUGGUCGGUCGCAUCAGCUGAGAGUUCAUCUUCAGGCUAUUGGACAUCCUAUCAUCGGAGACAGGUUUUACGCCCCGCAAAAUGUCCAAUCCAUGGCUCCUCGUCUUCUGCUGCAUGCAGAAACUUUGUGUCUUAGUCACCCACAUUUCUCAACCCCAUUCCAUGCUUACUGCAAAGCAGAUUUUUAA